Pogonomyrmex barbatus (red harvester ant) is the source of this 550-nucleotide messenger RNA. It is a transcript of the gene RpS12, whose product is annotated as ribosomal protein S12. Gene Ontology annotation, molecular function: structural constituent of ribosome. The record is from RefSeq and is a predicted model, not a curated record. Gene Ontology annotation, biological process: translation. Gene Ontology annotation, cellular component: ribosome. Lineage: Eukaryota; Metazoa; Arthropoda; Insecta; Hymenoptera; Formicidae.
CAAAAUGACGCCAUGACGCAUGCUCAGAGCCUCAGAGUUCGGUAGCUUCCCUUCGUUCCUUUGGAAAGUUCUCCUGCUCGCUUAAACAUGUCUGACGUGGAAAACGAUGAUGUGCCAUCUGCGAUGGCAGCAGGUGGUAAUAUGGAUGUAAAUACUGCACUGCAAGAAGUUUUAAAAAAUUCUCUUAUUCAUGAUGGUGUUGUACAUGGGCUCCAUGAAGCUGCCAAAGCUUUAGACAAACGACAAGCUAUGCUCUGCAUCCUAGCAGAUAACUGUGAUGAACCAAUGUACAAGAAAUUGGUUCAAGCAUUAUGCAAUGAACAUCAAAUUCCAUUGAUAAAAGUAGAUAAUAAUAAAAAAUUAGGCGAAUGGGCUGGCUUAUGUAAAAUUGACAGUGCUGGCAAAGCGCGCAAAGUUGUUGGCUGCUCAUGUGUCGUUAUAAAGGAUUUUGGUGAAGAUACACCUGCCAAGGAUGUUCUAAUGGAAUAUCUUAAACAAAGCGCUGUACAUUAAAUUCUUUUAAUAAAAUAUUUGACAUAAACCACAUAAA